Messenger RNA from Helobdella robusta, 705 nucleotides. RefSeq lists its product as hypothetical. The record is from RefSeq and is a predicted model, not a curated record. NCBI's taxonomy places the organism in Eukaryota, Metazoa, Annelida, Clitellata, Rhynchobdellida, Glossiphoniidae. Gene Ontology annotation, molecular function: protein dimerization activity. The coding region runs from base 1 to 705 and encodes 234 amino acids. The transcript is spliced from 3 exons.
AUGCAGAAAAAUUUUUUUGGUGCCAUGACUCAAUCAAAGUUGCAAUCAUUAGAGGAUUCUAAUUUGGCUAAUCGCAUAGAAAAGGUGUUUUUAACAUUUUAUUCGACAUCUGUUGAUUACAUUCAGAAGUGGUUCAGAAUUACUGAUUGUCCGUCUUCUUCUAAGUGGUUAAUGCUGAAAUCUGUCGAUACAAUUUUGUAUAAGGAUAUUCGAAAAUCUGCAGAGUUUCUAAUGCCAGAAAUUUCUGUGAAAGAUUCUCUGUUUGAUGAAACGAGUCUUCUAAUUUCACUGUUGAAAGAUUCAAAAGAAAGUUUCCACGAAUUGCCCAUUGAUAUAAAAUGGGCUGUUCUGUUUCAAAACGAACUGUUUUUAGAUUUGAAGAAAUUGGUAUACACAAUUUUUGCCAUUCCUACCUCGAAUGCUGCUGUUGAGCGAAUUUUUUCAUUAUGUAAUAAACAAUGGACUGAUGAUAGAAACUGCCUAAAAAUUGAUACUGUUAAAAGUUUACUACAGAUAUCUAAACAAAGUAAGUUUGAAAUUUCAAACCUAGAUUACGAAUACGAACAUAAAAAACUAAUUCGAAAAAGAUUUUCCUUUUGUCCGCCUUCUUUGUGGAACAGUCUGCUCUCAUCUUUCAGACAACAACCGUCUCUUAGUCUGUUCAAAAAAGCACUUGGUCGCGAUCAAGGUGGCAAUUCAUCCUGA